Messenger RNA from Hippocampus zosterae (dwarf seahorse), 2807 nucleotides. RefSeq names its product neuronal differentiation 4 (gene neurod4). The coding region runs from base 189 to 1262 and encodes 357 amino acids. The transcript is spliced from 2 exons. The record is from RefSeq and is a predicted model, not a curated record. NCBI's taxonomy places the organism in Eukaryota, Metazoa, Chordata, Actinopteri, Syngnathiformes, Syngnathidae. Gene Ontology annotation, biological process: regulation of DNA-templated transcription; nervous system development. Gene Ontology annotation, molecular function: protein dimerization activity.
GGGGUUUACGGGAUUUAGGGCAACAAAUCUCAGCCUGGUCGAGUCAUUUUGGGACGAAGUCUCCAUGCGCCCCCACGACCCGCUGUGUUUGGGACAGUGGCACGCACACGCACGAGACAAACGGACAAAAGUUGGACUUUCUUUUUCAUUUCUUUUUUCCUGAACAGCGUGAUUCCAAACAGAGCAAAAUGAUGACCAAGCCAUUUAGAAAGAGCGGCGAUAUGAGUGAGCUGGUGAGCUCCCUCACCUGGCUGGAGGAAGACGGCAGCUCGCAGGAUGGCGAGGAAAGCCCCGAGAUGAGGGGGCACCACAUCCUGAUGGAGGCGGGCAGACACUCCUGCUCCGAGCUGGGCAGUGAGGACAUGGAAGAGGAAGAGGAGGAGGAGGAGGAGGACGUGAGAGGGCCGAAUGGAGAAAUGGCUCCCAAAAGGAGGGGCCCCAAGAAGAAGAAGAUGACCAAAGCUCGCCAGGAGAGGUUCCGCGCCCGCCGCAUGAAGGCCAACGCCAGGGAACGCUCUCGCAUGCACGGGCUGAACGAUGCACUGGACAAUUUGCGCCGAGUGAUGCCCUGCUACUCCAAAACACAGAAGCUGUCCAAGAUCGAAACGUUGCGGCUGGCCCGCAACUACAUCUGGGCGCUGUCGGAGGUGUUGGAGAACGGCCAGUCUCCAGAGAGCCACGGCUUCAUGGAGAUGCUGUGUAAGGGCCUGUCACAGCCCACCAGCAACCUGGUGGCCGGCUGCCUUCAGCUGGGACCCGCGCCGCUACUCAUCAACAAGCUGGAGGACAAGUGUGGAGGCCCUGGGUUGGGCGGUGUGGGGGGUCAGGUCGGCCAUGCCCUCAGCUACCCGUCCCCGGGGCUCCCCAGCCCCCCUUACGGCUCCCUGGAGGCAUCCCACCUCCUCCACAUGAAGGGAUUCAAGGCGGGCCAGGCCUUUGACAACCCCUCCCCUAACGAGUGCAGCAGCGGCACCCCGCCGUACGACGGGCCCCUCACCCCACCCCUCAGCAUCAGCGGCAACUUUGCCCUGAAGCAGGAGCCUUCGCCCCAAGACUCCGAGAGGAACUACACCAGCCACACGGCCCACCACGCCCAUUACCUGCCAUCCCAGCAUUACACCGCAUCCGCAAGUGCCGGCCUACCUGGUGGGCAUCAGGGCCACCCGCUCUUUCAGGCGUCCCGUUAUGAGCUGCCCCUGGAUGCGCCCUUUGACUCCUUCACUUCCUCUCAUCUGUUGGCCUCUCAGAUGGGUGCCAUGUGAAAAGACCCAAGCAGACCAAAGCUGUGAAGGCAGUAGCCCACCAUGGCCUUCACUGACUGUAUAAAGCAGCGUUGGGCAAAUUCAGUGCUGGUCGGGGCAACAAUUUCUCAUCACUGCUCCUGUUGAGGCGUAAGACCACGCACUUCCUAACCCAGUGUAUGACAAAAAAAAAAAUUUAAAUAUGGCAAUGUGCAAAGUACGUGCUCUUAAUUCAUUGCAUUUUUCAUAAGACGUUUGUUAAAGCAUCUCUCCUCACUCAACAACAAAAGGUUCAAAGCAAACAACCACAAACAUAACUUUUUCCUCAGUGCAAAGGGCACUCAUGUAUAAAAAUUAACAUUUGAAGAUGAAAAGAAACUGCAGAACAGGCAACCAAUAUUUGUUUGUUUGUUUGUUUAUUGAUGAAGCAAAACAACGCAUUUUUUCAAUGUUUUUCAACUGACUCAAAUUGUUGAUUGAGGGACUGUUUGUACUGCAUAUUAUUUUGAAUUUGCAAAAAGAUCGGGCCUACUCACACGGUAUUAUAGAGACCCUGUAUAAACACAACCGCUAGAUGUCUGCCAUCUAGCAGUAAUUUGUGAUACUCCAACUUAAAAAUACAGUCAAUCCCAGCAUAUUUGCAUUUUGGUACCAAUCCAUUCUCAUAUUCAAUGAUUUUUUUCCCCUUAAACAACCUUUUUUAUAAUUUGGAUGUUCCCAUUUCUCUGGGAUUUUUCUAUACCCUAUUUCCUCACUUUUUUCAUGAUGAACGUAUGUUGAAUGCUUGUCGGCAUUUAGGGAAGAUUUAUUUUGGUUUGUAAAAAAAAAAAAAAAAUCAAAUUUUCGGGGGAUUGGGGUGGGUGGGAAAAAAUCAAGGGGCUAUUCAGAGUGUUGUAGCCAGUUGCCCAUCUCGGGUUAUAGAGACUGCAGUGGUUUGCAUUUUGGAGUUGUAAUCAGCUGAGAGAGCAGCCAUCUUUACGAGAGAGACUGAUCACUCUGCAUUCAUCUACCUGAUAGAUUUCAUCUUUGAUAUUUUAUUUAUUCGGUUUAGUUCUGAAGUUUUUCGGUUGAAUUGUGGAUGAUCAGCUCUGUUGGAGGCUACAGUCCGGUGUCACAAAAAAUUUAACCAAGGACACAAACAACCGGAACUUUUCAUCUAUCUUGACUUGUGCACUGAGGCCUUGACCACUUAACCAUAAGAAAAGCAAUGAAUUUAUUUAUAUUUGUAUUUAAUAUUUAUUUGGAUACUGUCUUGGUUUAAAAAAAACACAGCAUUUUCUCAGCACUGUUUUCUGUUUUGUUUAAUUGUCUUCUUGGUUUGUUAUUAGACAGUCCCUGGCAGCUGUACUGUAUUUAAGUUAUUUAUUUGAGGUCUUCUGGGUGCUCGUUCAUUUGGUGUCACUAAUUUGGGGUGUCAUUGUUGUAAAUAUUUGGCUGUUUCGCACUUAAUUGAAUAAAUAUUCUUAUACAGUAUUAUAUGCCAUUUCCAUUGCGAUAUUUUGUUUGUCAUUGUGCAAUUUUCUUACAUGCAGUAUUCUCACAAAAAUGAAAUUCAUUCACGAGCUA